Boeremia exigua is the source of this 1125-nucleotide messenger RNA. RefSeq lists its product as uncharacterized. NCBI's taxonomy places the organism in Eukaryota, Fungi, Ascomycota, Dothideomycetes, Pleosporales, Didymellaceae. The record is from RefSeq and is a predicted model, not a curated record. Bases 1 to 1125 code for a protein of 374 amino acids. Gene Ontology annotation, molecular function: chromatin binding; protein binding; transcription coactivator activity. Gene Ontology annotation, cellular component: nucleus; SAGA-type complex. The transcript has a single exon. Gene Ontology annotation, biological process: chromatin remodeling; regulation of transcription by RNA polymerase II.
AUGAAUAAUUCACACCCAACCAAUCGCCUUACGGUUUCGUCACUCCUGUCUCCACCAGAGAUGGAGCGCUCCAACUCCUUCGGCUCUGCAGUCCCCUCAAUAGCCUUGCAGUAUCCCAAGGUCGACUCCAGCGUCAACACACAAUUUCACCUCCCACAGCUCCCAAUGUUCAAGAUGCCCGCGUACGCCUCGCCGCCAAUCUCGCCAUUCGACACACAAUCCCAGAAGGAGAACAUGGACAAUGCUAACGAGCAGGGCACACUGGACCCCCCAUUGUUUCGCAGGGAGUCAGCAACAGAUGCCCUUGCUCCCGACGUGCCUUUGUUCUCGUCACAGCCAUCGUCACAGGAGGUGAUUGCUCAACACAUGAACUCCACGAACUACGCAAAGCUCUCUAGCAAGCCAGCCGAGGAAGAUUACAAGCUCAUUGCACAGUUCCAGGCCACAGUAUUUAGCCAGGCUCUCAAGAACCGGACAGCGUACAAAACAUGGCGUGCACAGGAGCGUAAAUUUGAGGAACGCUACAGUAAACCCGCUGUACAAGCUGGCGGUAUCUACAAGCGCCCUUCGCCAAAGAAACUUGCCCCUGCACCCGCCCCUAGAUCGCGUCAGCCAAAGGUUGCCUUGCCCAAGGUGGCUUCUCGUCCUGCUCGUGAACCUAAGCCUAAGCGUACGCCCAAGGCUCAGAUUCUCAACUCAUUCGAGGAGCACAUUGGCAGCGUUUCGCCCAAGACUCCGCGUCCCACAACCACUCGCGAUGACCUUGAGUACAACGCCAUCCCCGACUACUCUCCACCACUCGCGACGCUCGUUGGCAAUGAGAAGAAGCUGAAGGCUGAGUGGAAAGGCAACAAGCUUGACCUUUCCAACGACGCCGACCGCCACCUUCUACACGAGGCUGAGCUCGAGCUUGCUUCCACGCUCCGCCUCAGCUGCGCCACCUAUCUUUGCAGCAAGCGACGUGUCUUCCAGGCUCGCAUCAAUGCCCUAAAGAUCGGCAAGGAGUUCCGCAGGACCGACGCCCAGCAAGCUUGCAAGAUCGAUGUCAACAAGGCUAGCAAGCUUUGGCAAGCCUAUGACAAAGUCGGAUGGUUCGAUGCCGACUACUUCCGUCAGUAUCUCUAG